Molecule: messenger RNA, 1709 nt
Organism: Eufriesea mexicana
Lineage: Eukaryota; Metazoa; Arthropoda; Insecta; Hymenoptera; Apidae
Gene: FucTA
Product: glycoprotein 3-alpha-L-fucosyltransferase A
Exons: 8
Coding region: 264-1709 (481 amino acids)
Cellular component (GO): membrane
Molecular function (GO): fucosyltransferase activity
Source: RefSeq, a predicted model, not a curated record
AACCGUCUACACCGUAAACUGCCCGAUCGGGAAUGAAUAAUCUCGCGCAUAGGUGGUGCCCGACGUGAAGGAUUUGGACAUGUGACCAAGGGUGAGUGCAUCAUCGAGGUGCAUCUUCGUGGUGCACUGCUACUCGUAUUUCGCGCUUGAACACGUGGUCCCGUUCUCCAAUGCGUUUUUUCAAUGUAGCUGAAUGGACACCGUGGCCUGGGCUAAACGCAGCACAUGGAUAGAUAAUUUUUGACAAAGAGGAAACGUGCGGCAUGGGUCUGCCGCGUCUCUCCCUGAAGGGAUACUUUUUCUAUGUGCUAUGUUCGUCCGGUUUGUUGCUAGUUAUAUUGAAUCUACUACAGGACGAAAUAUGGCAUCGUAUGCGACCUCAUCCUGGACAAACGCAACCCGUUCGCGUUUCCGACAGCACCAAGAUGAAAGAAAGUUGGCCUGCAAUAUCGAAGAAACCGACAAUGCAGGUUUCGCAGACUCGGGGAAAAUUGAAGGAAAAGCUUCCAUCCGAGGUAUCCAACAUAACCGGCACGACGAUGUUAUCACGCAACAGUAUAGAAUCAAUGGACCCAUCGAAAAGACCUUGGUAUAUGAAAGGAGGGACCAGAAAGCCUUAUCCUGCCAUAAAAUCCCGUCGCACUGGUCGAAGAUUGGCGCGUUUAUGGCCCGACGAAGACGCUUAUGGCGAUCGUGUUACUAAUCAAUUAAUGUACGUGCCCACCGACUAUAAUAAAACCGGAAACGAUCGUCAAUUGAAGAAGAUAAUGGUUCCACAUGGUAUGCCCGAGGCGAAAGUUGGUCCUGAUAUAUUUCUUCAGCUUCGAUGUCCAGUUAACACUUGCACAAUCGUUAGGGAUAACGCUGAGGACGCAGACUUAAUCCUGUUUAAAGACUAUGUUAUGCACGUGGGAAGAAGAUCUCCGAAUCAAGUGUGGAUGCUGUAUUUUUUAGAGUGCCCUUAUCACACGCAGAGCGUGAAGAACGCUGUCAUCAAUUGGACUGCAACUUAUCGUCGUGACAGCGAUAUAGUCGCGCCCUAUGAAAGGUGGCAAUAUUACGACUCUAGUGUCACACAAAUACCGCAGACUUUUAAUUAUGCAGCCAACAAGACUAAAAAGGUAGCUUGGUUCGUUUCUAAUUGUCAUCCACGAAAUCAACGUAUGCACUACGCCAAAGAGCUGUCGAAGUACAUCCAAGUGGACAUUUAUGGGACUUGUGGUAGUUUACGAUGCCCACGUUCACAAUCGCAGGCAUGUUUUGAUAUGCUCGAUGAAGACUACAAGUUCUACCUCGCUUUCGAGAAUUCAAAUUGUAAGGACUACAUUACGGAAAAGUUCUUCGUCAAUGGCCUCGGACACAACGUCCUGCCAAUCGUAAUGGGUGCACAUCCGACGGACUACGCACGCAGCGCACCAUACCGUUCUUACAUUCACGUGGACGAGUUCGAGUCACCGAAAGAGCUUGCUGAAUAUCUGCAUCGUUUAGAUCGGAACGACGAACUGUAUAAUUCGUACUUUCGCUGGAAAGGUACUGGUGAAUUUAUCAAUACGUAUUUCUGGUGUCGCGUUUGUGCCAUGUUGCACGAUGAAAGACCGCCGAAAUUUUACAAAGACAUAAACGAAUGGUGGAGAGGCGAUGGGGUAUGUACGACGACGUCCUGGCGUGAACACGACUCGGCACGUGCAGGAAGCUCGAAGAAUACUUGA